AUGGCAGCAGCAGAGCUAGACUUCAUCUUCGACGCGUCCCUGAUCUCGCCGGAAAUCAAGGUGGACUACCCCGCAGGGUACACCAUCCGGCCCCUCGCUCGCGACGACUACAAGCGGGGUUUCUUCCAAUGUCUCCAAGCUCUCACGUUCACCGGCGAUAUAUCUGAAGCUCAGUAUCUCGAUCGGUUUGACUGGCACAAACACCAUGGGCAAGGAUGGUACUACUGCGUUGUCAUUGUGGAAGAUGCAACGGAUCGCAUCGUCGGUACAGGAACUGUAGUUGUGGAGAGAAAAUUUAUUCACAAUCUCGGAAUCAGUGGCCACAUUGAAGAUAUCUCCAUCGCAAAAGACCACCAGCGAAAACAUUUUGGCCAAAAGCUGAUCGAGACAUUAGAUAGUAUCGCCGUCAAAGUUGGCUGCUACCAGAGCAUUCUUAAUUGCUCCCUAGCAAAUGCAGGUUUCUAUGCUAAAUGUGGUUACGAGAAACAGUCCAUCGAAAUGUCUCAUCUCUAUAAAGAGACCAGGGACGCAUUUGAAGAGGCCAAGAGCGCAUAUGAGAGUAGCAAGAAUGCUACGGAUUGA
Molecule: messenger RNA, 582 nt
Organism: Talaromyces marneffei
Lineage: Eukaryota; Fungi; Ascomycota; Eurotiomycetes; Eurotiales; Trichocomaceae
Exons: 2
Coding region: 1-582 (193 amino acids)
Biological process (GO): UDP-N-acetylglucosamine biosynthetic process
Cellular component (GO): Golgi apparatus; endoplasmic reticulum-Golgi intermediate compartment; endoplasmic reticulum
Molecular function (GO): monosaccharide binding; glucosamine 6-phosphate N-acetyltransferase activity
Source: RefSeq, a predicted model, not a curated record